GCAGGAGUGGUGAAACAACUCCUGGCACUGCAGGAACUUUCUGUCUCCAGGUUUCUCUCUCCAUGCUCCUUUCUCCUGCCCUUCUGGUCUCCUGAAGAUGCCCAGGAGAGGAGCCCUUCCUGUGGGGACACUCCUGGUGCUGCUGCAGCUGGCAUUAGUCCCAUCCCCACUGGCAGGCUGCCUCCUUGAUCCCUGUUUGGAGGUCACCCCUAACACAACUUUCAGAUGCACUGGACUGAACAUCUCUGGAGUUCCUGAUGGAGUCCCAAACACCACCCUGAACUUGGACCUCAGUUUCAGCAACCUGAAAUCACUGGGGUCGAAUUAUUUUGCAUCAGUGCCUGAGCUGGAGCUUCUGGAUCUUUCAAGGUGCCACCUCCAUACAAUAGAAGAUGACUCCUUUAUGGAUCUCCAUAGACUUUCCACCUUGAUUUUAACUGCCAAUUCCCUCCAGCACCUGGGGAAAAGAGCUUUCUAUGGCUUGACAUCUCUGAAGAAACUGGUUCUGGUGGAAACCAACAGAACCUCUCUGUCUGAGCUGCCCAUUGGCCACUUGCAUACUCUGCAGGAGCUGAAUUUAGGUCACAACAGCAUUACUUCAUUGAAGCUUCCCGGGUAUUUUGCCAACAUGACCUCCCUCAGGCUCCUGAGCUUCAUCUCUAACAAGAUCACAUCUAUCUCCAGAGGAGACCUUGAUGCCCUGAGGGAAGGGAACAGGCUCAACCUGACUCUGGUGCUUUCCUUGAACAAUAUAAAGUCCAUUGAGCCGGGGGCCUUUGCAGGGAUUCCCCUGGCAGAGCUGGCACUCAGGUCUGCUUUUGAGAACUUCAUGAUGCAAACCUGUCUGCGAGGCCUGGCUGGUUUGCAGGUCAGCAGGCUCAUCCUUGGGGAAUUCCACGACAAGGAGACACUGCAGGACUUUGAGAGGGGGAUAUUGAGUGCACUGUGCCAGGUACAGAUGGAUGAGUUUGUCUUGAUGUGCUCCAGCGGGGUUGAGGAUGACACAGAAAAUCUCUUUAACUGCACAGGCAACAUCUCCACUGUUCGCCUGGUGGACCUGGGACUGAGUGAGAUACCAGAGGUUCCUGUGUGGCCUAAAGUGAAACAGCUGGAAUGCAAGAAAUGCGAUUUUGAGGCUGUGCCUGCCGAGAAGCUGUCACUGUUCAAGGAGCUGAGAGUGCUCCGCAUUACCCAGAACAGCGGACUCACGAGCUUCGAGCAGGAGUUUGAGGGUCUCAGUAACCUGGAGGUCGUGGAUUUGAGUGAGAAUAGGCUCACUUUCAGCAAAUGCUGUUCCCCUAAGUUUCAAAAUUGUCCAAAAUUGAAACACUUGAACUUAAGCUUCAAUUCCGAAAUCAGAUUGACUGGGGAUUUCACUAAUGUGAAGAACUUGUUAUAUUUGGACCUUCAGCACACAACUUUAGUUGGUCCUGGCUCCUACCCUGUCUUUCUGUCCCUUCAGAGACUGAUUUACCUUGAUAUUUCCCAUACCAAAACCGAAGUUAAAUCCCAGUGUACAUUUUGUGGCUUGAACUCUUUGCGAGUGCUCAAGAUGGCAGGAAACUCCUUUGGGGACAAUAAACUGGCAAACAACUUCAAAAACCUAAGCCACCUCCACAUCUUGGAUAUUUCAAGCUGCAAAUUGGAACAUGUGGAUCAAAGUACUUUUGAUGCCCUCUCUGAGCUAAAAGAGCUGAACAUCAGCAACAAUAAGCUCCUGACCUUCAGUCCUGCAGUCUACCAGCCACUCCAAGCCCUCAGAGUCCUGGAUUUCAGCAGGAACCAGCUGACUGUUCUGUUGGGCUCAGCCCGGGAAAUCCUGCCUGACAGCCUGGUCCUGCUGGAUAUCUCUCAAAACCUGUUUGACUGCUCCUGUGUGUACCUGGACUUCCUGAAAUGGGUCAGGGAGAAUCAGGAGCUGCUGCAGAACCAGGAGCUGAUGCUGUGCCACACUCCCUCGUACGUGGCCAACGUGAGCCUGCCAAGCUUUGAUCUGUCCUCCUGCCACAUCAGCACAACCAAAGUUGCCUCCUCAGUGGUUGUGUUGUUCUGUGUAGUGGUGUUCCUCCUCCUGAUCUACAAGUACUACUUCCAGCUCUACUACUCCCUGGUGCUGCUCAGUGGGUGCAAACACUCAGCAGAACGAGGGGACACCUACGAUGCCUUUGUCAUCCACUCCAGCAAAGACCAGGAAUGGGUGACAAAGGAGCUGGUGGAGCCCUUGGAAGGAGGAGCACCUCCCUUCCAGCUUUGUCUGUACUACAGGGACUUCCUGCCAGGGGUUCCCAUUGUCACCAACAUCAUCCAGGAGGGUUUUCUCAGCAGCAGGAAUGUCAUUGCAGUCAUCUCCACUGACUUCCUGGAGAGCAAGUGGUGCAGCUUUGAGUUUGACAUUGCCCAGUCCUGGCAGCUGGUGGAGGGCAAGACUGGGAUCAUCAUGAUUGUGCUGGAAGAUGUGGACAAGGCCCUGCUGAGGCAGAGGCUGGGGCUGUCCCGGUACCUGAGGAGGAACACCUACCUGGAGUGGAAAGACAAGGAGAUAAACAAGCACAUCUUCUGGAGGCAGCUGACAGGAGUGCUGCUGAAAGGCAAAAACUGGAAUCAUGAGGAGGUAAAACUCAUGUGAAGAGAAAGAAGGGUUCUUCCUCCCCUGCCUGCCAUCCUGGUGGGGCUGCUGGAUGGUGCUCAGAAGCUGUUCAGAGUCAGAGGGGUGGAUGGAGGCACUGCCAAAGCACUACAGAAAUUCCUGCCUUGCUGGUCACCUUUUCUCAAGGACAUUUGCAAGUUAAGGAGUGACAAGGGCCAGAGAGCUGCCAGAGCUCUGUGUGUGCCCACGGCUGUCACCCACAGGUGGCCCAGCAACACCUCAGGUUUGGUGGGUGUAGGAACAGACCAGUGCUCUCACUGCCAUCUGGCUGCUUCUCAAACUGGAUUUGGGUCCUGAGACCAUUUACCCAGAGAAACUUCACAGUCUGUUGCUUUGAGUGGACCCAGAAUCUCAAAGGCAGAGUAAAGACUCAGGAUCUUUGGCUCUAAAAACUUUGUGAAACAGAACGGAGUUUGGAUUCUGAAAAUCUUGUGCCUGCCUCCGUGGGCACCAUGACUCAGGGGACAAAGAGAGAGCCAUGGGGCAUCCUACAGCCCAGCUGGCAGCUGCUCAGGGAACAGGAGCUCUUCUGUCAGCAGGGAGCGAGGUUUCUGUGGGUGGGAAAUUUGCCCAACAUGUUUCUUUCAGUUUUCUUUAGACCAAGUAUUGAAACCAUCACCUGGAAAUGUUACUUACAUCCAGGUUGUACAGCAUUUGAGAGGUCAUUUUGGAGUUUUCUUGGGGGGACAACAGAUGUGUAACACAUUUAAACUGAAAUAUUCCUUUGCUUACACUGCUUUUCCUCAUCCAGUGUUUGUGGAUAUGCUCUGGGACCCCUAAGCAAGCAAACUUGGGCCUGAAUGAAGGGUUUUGAUGUUUACAGCCAACCAGUUCUAGAUUAAGCUUUUUCACUCUCUGGACCACCCUUAAUUCACUGUUGGAGGGUGCUGAAAGAGCCUGCAGGGUUUGAAGUGGAGUUCAGAUCUGCCUGUCUGCUCAGCCUUCCCCAGGGGCCACCUGGAACAGGACUGGGUGGGGGAGUUUUGCUUUUGUUUCACUGAGAACAUGCCUGACAUUUUGCAGGGAGAAGAGAUAGAAAAGUCUGAGUCAGCUGAACUAAGUGUGCCCCAGCACUGUCCUGAAUCCAGGGAAGGGGAGUUGAAAUGCCAUGGAAUCAUAUCACAGCAAUCCAUUGAUGUGUGGGAUAUUGGAUGGGACAGGAGUAUUGCUCUCCUUUUACCAAAGGCUUUGGCUGGGAUUCAUCACUGAUGUACUCUGGUUUUAAUCUUGCAAAUCCUUCUAUAAUCAGUGAUGUUCUGCAGAGGUGAAACAGAAGUAACUGAGUGGUGAAUCAGAUCUGAUAUUUAUCCACCCACUUUUCUGAGCACCAGACAGGGACAUUUCCAUGGAAGCAGGAUCAGGGAUCAACAUCAGACAUGACUGGACAGAGAGGGAGAGCCAGUUCCAGGCUCUGUGCUGGCAAAAGUUGAAUCACAGCUCCCUCCCUGUGAGCUGUGUCAGACAACACUACCAAAACCCCCCACAGCCCUCCCUAAGCUUUUUUCGUGAUCCAGGAGAUGAAGAUUUAAUAAAACUAAGCUUGAUGCUGCAUUCCUUUGCCCAGAGAGUUUGUUCUGCAUCUGCUAAAUACAACUCCAGCAAUUCCCAAAAUGAAGUUCUCCUCCCCUCUUCUGGGAUUGAUGGGUCCUGCAGAUCUUCCUCCUCACCCUCCCACCCUCACCUUCCUCCUCCUCCAGGGACAGAGGCUGCUGGAGAUGGUGGGGGACAGUGAACCAGCUCAAAGCUCCCUGGACUGAGGCCAAAAGAGAGCCCAGAGGACAAAGGAAAAUUAGCUUGAAUUUCAGCAGCUCCCAGUUAAAUUGGGAAACAAAAGAGGAAAAAUUAAAUAGAGUGGGAGUUCCUGCUCCUGAAUUGAGCAACACUGAAGCCACAUUUCUCCUUCACUCUUUCUCUCUGUGGCUCCUCUGCAAACAAUUCAGUGGAUGUGUAUUUCUGGCACAAAGCACAGAGUCCUAUGAUUCUUGAUUAUAAUUAUAACAAUGAGUUUCAGAAAGCCUGUGAGUGGUUCUGGGCAUUUAUAAAAGGGAUUUAGGACAGCAUUGUUUAAAAAGUCAGUGUUUUUUUGAAUAUCAAAGCAACUUUAGGAGAGCUGGAGUGAUGCUGAGAUGAGGCUCCCACUAGUACAAUUUUAAAAGAAACUGGUCACUUGUUUUUCUCUUCCUAUUCAGAGUCUCCACAGCAGACAUGAUUAUGUGAGUUGUCCCUGGCUUCCUUAUUGUCCAAGAAAAAGCCACAAAAGCCAUCAUAACUUCAGCUGACCCUCUGUGGUCCUUUCCAGCCUGACUCCCUCUGCAAUUCUGUGACCUGUAAAGGCAGUGCUGAGGUUUAUGGGUCUGAGAUGGACAAGACUGUGUGAAUGUUUGCAUUUUCACCAUUUA
Catharus ustulatus (Swainson's thrush) is the source of this 5046-nucleotide messenger RNA. It is a transcript of the gene TLR4, whose product is annotated as toll like receptor 4. The record is from RefSeq and is a predicted model, not a curated record. Gene Ontology annotation, cellular component: membrane. The coding region runs from base 98 to 2626 and encodes 842 amino acids. Gene Ontology annotation, biological process: defense response to Gram-negative bacterium; immune response; toll-like receptor signaling pathway. Lineage: Eukaryota; Metazoa; Chordata; Aves; Passeriformes; Turdidae. The transcript is spliced from 3 exons. Gene Ontology annotation, molecular function: protein binding; transmembrane signaling receptor activity; lipopolysaccharide binding.